UCGUUCGAACAAAAUGUACACGGCAUUUAAAGUAAUGUCGAACUGAGCCGCGUUAAAUGACCUUUGAACCGAACAAUGAUUUGUUUUAAUGUGUGAAAGUUUAAUAUUUCAAAACAGCAGACGUUACGCACUUGAUGUUCGGUAUUUGUUGUUGAAGUCAUUGUUUAAACUCGUUUAAUAAUAUAAUAUGAUGUGUCAUUUAUUUUUUUAUUCAUGAAUGAUUUAGUACAUGUAUACAUACUAGUUAACAUUAAUAAUAACUAAACUGUAUAUAAACAUAUAAAGAGCGGCCGCGCUUGUGAUGCAUUUCUAUAAAUCCAAUACAAAACCAAAUUUGUAAGGAAUAUAUUUCUAGUGACAGAUACCCGAUAAUGCCAGGAUAUUCUAAAGGAAUUUUUAUCCAAUAAUCAAGAACGCUAAUAUGUUAGUGCCGCUACCUGUUGUUCGGGACCAAUUGAUCAGGAUAUAUUUUUACCUGUACACCGGCUGAGGUGUGACAAAUAAAUAGAAGUGGAGUAAAUCACUAUAUAUGUGGAAUAAAGUGUAUACAUGUUUAUUUUUUUCCCUUUCAGAAUGGAUAAAACAUGGAUAGUAAUGAUUAAAAAUGGAUAUAUAUAAAUGAGCGGAAUUUCCGUAGAAGGGAAUUCUUAUUUUCUCGGAGCGGGGGAUAUGCCUCCAGGAGUGUAUGUUGAUCUUUUUAUGGAAGCAUGUCUCCGACUAUGUGGAAAACGCAGUAUGGACUAUAAUGAGGUUGAUGAAAAGCAGCCACACCUUCCAAAAGGGGCCUCGGUUCCCCGCAACCAGGUCGCAGGCCAUAAACAUGAAGGCAGGUCAAAAUUAGGGUUAUUGGAACAUGAGGACGGGACUAUAUUGAAGGCACUACAGAAGCCUCCUCGCGGGACGAGGGAGCUGGACUUCUAUAGGAAAAUAUUUGAUGAGGACUGUGCUGAUAAAGAUAUAUUACAACUACAACAACUACUCCCGCAGUUCUACGGCUCAUUUCAAUUUGAUGAAUAUCCAGAUGUGACAUACCUGAAGCUGGAGAAUCUAGUUAGAAAGUUCAAGAAACCAUGUGUUGUUGAUAUUAAAAUGGGGAAGAAAACUUACGAUCCGGAGGCUGGACCUGCUAAGAUCGCUAAAGAGAUGACAAAGUUCCCACAUGUAGAAAAGUUUGGCUUCCAAUUCACAGGAAUGCAGACAUAUGACCCAGUGGAACAGAGAAUCAAAUUUUAUGACAAGUUUUUCUGUAGAAAACUGGGAGAGAAUGAACUAUUAACAAAAGGACUUGGAACCUACUUCAGUAUAAAGCAUGGACUCAGAAAAGACGCUAUUAAAGUUUUAAUUGAAAAAUUAAAAGAAAUCGAGAAGUGGUUCGAAACUCAGAGACGAUUCUCAUUCUAUGCUAGCUCAUUGUUAAUGAUUUAUGAAGGUGAUACUCAACAAAAUGAUUAUUACACUCCGUGCAAUCAGUGUCACACAGGAGACUGUAUGUGUAGUAUGGCCGACUCCGAGCAGACAGACUCGACCGACCAGUCAGAUAAUGCAUCCUCGCGUGGAACUGAAAACACAGACCUAACCUCGUCCGAAACAGUAUUGUCCGAAAUGGAUACAGCUUCAUCAAGUAGAACAGACAACUCAUCGCUAACGGCCUCAGUUAGUAACAUAUCUGUGGAUACACAGUCUACGUCAGGAAAUCCCGGAGUCAAUAACCAUAAUGCAAUCCUGGCGGAAGUGCGUAUGAUAGAUUUCACGCACGUGUUUAAUGUUGAGGAACAAGACGAUAACUACCUAUAUGGUUUGAAAAAUCUUAUUUCCAAUAUGCAACAGCUCCUCGACUCAUAGCAGUUUGUAGAUUGCUGGACCAAUGAGAAAAGUUUGAAAGAUAGGCGAAAAACUGUUUUCAUGUAACCUACAAAAGUUUUUGCUUCUAGGUGAAAUGUCUGGGUUGCUUUCAAGAUUACUUAUAAAAAAAAUUUCUUUCUCACAAAAAAAUGAAUUUCUUACUAUUAUAAGUUAUGUUUGAGGCUUGUAAUUGCUAGCAUAUACAUGUAUUUUAACUUUGUGAUAAAUUUUUUAAGGUCAUUCCAUCACUGGCAAUGAAGUAUAUCUGCCCAUACUGUUAGAAUCAUUUUAAUCAAAUAAUAAAUUUUGAAAAAAUUCUCUUCAAUGCAAGUUAACGAAACCCCUGCAUGGCGACAAUUAUAUGACUGAUUGGUUUAGCCCGAUGAAAAAAGAAUUUCAUUUAUAUUGUAUGCAUUUCUAUUGUGGUCAAAACUCUUUUUGUUGAUUUAAUAGAAUACUCAUGAGAAAUAUCCAAGAAAGUUCCCUACUAUUAGAUGAAAUUCUGAUAAUGAGAAAAAAAUAUACCAAAGAUAAAGUUUUUGAGAAAUAAAAAUGAUACCAUUUAUGAGGCAUAAUGGACCUUUAACUUUGAUAUUAAUAGCAGACUAAUCAUUAUCAGUCUCAUCAUUAUAUUCUUAGGAAAUUCCUAACUUGAAUAUAUCGGAAUACUGAUAAUUGGGUUCUAAGAAAGUUCUUAACGUUUGAUCGUAAUCUCGACUUAAAUGGAAUACUGUUAAUUGGAUUCUUAGAGUGCUUGUCAACUACAUUAUACAGUGUAGUAAUAAAGCUUUAAGUCAGUCUUAUUUACAUAGUUUUUUUACAUUAAUUUUUCUAUCUAAAUAUUGGCACUCCUGUAAAACAGGUCAAAUAAACAUUAGUUUCUUGGAAUUAUUGAUUUUUUAGCUCGACUUUUCUAUGAAAAGGGGAGCUAUCCUACUCGCCCCGGCGUCGGCGUCGGCGUUGGCGUCACACCUUGGUUAAGUUUUUCGUACCACCCCACUUUAUUUCAGAAGUAUUACAAGUAUGGCUUUGAAACUUACCAUACUUGUUCACCAUCAUAACCUCCAUCUACAGACAAGAGUACAUAACUCUGUCAAGGUUUUUGACAGAAUUAUGGCCCUUUUUUGACUUAGAAAGUGUAUUGAGCUUGGUUAAGUUUUUUGUACCACCUCACUUUAUUUCAUAACCAUUGGAGGUAUUGCUUUGAAACUGACCAUACUUGUUUACCAUCAAGACCUUCAUCAACAGACAAGAGGACAUAACUCUGUCAAGGUUUUUGACAGAAUUAUGCCCCUUUUUGACUUAGAAAAUACAUUGAAUAUGGGUAAAAUCCACUUAUUGCCUUAACCCUUUGAGAUAUUGCUUUGAAACUUUUAAUGCUAUUUCACAUCAUUACCCCCAUCUGUACGCAAGAGAAGGUAACUCUGUCAAGGAUUUGUUUUAAAAAUUAAGGCCUUUUAUCGACUUAGAAUCUUGGUUAAUAAUUCUUCACUAAAUAUCUUAAUGCUCAUGGCCAUUGUUCACUUUAAAAAUACAGAGAUUCUUGUAUUGCCUUUUACUGCAAAAACUUUUUUUAUUGGCAAGCAAUAAAAAAGUCGAGCGCGCUGUCUUACGGACAGCUCUUGUUUAUUUUGAUUGUAGUCAUUUUGGCUCUUGAAACAUAUAAUAUGAGAAAUUCAGUUUUGUAUUCAGUUUUAUAAACAAUAUACUUGCUGUUUGAUUUACAUUGAUUAAUUAAAGGUGGUUCAGGGCAUUUUCACCAUAUUACCUUGGACUGAUAUUAGGACCUGUUCCCAAUCCAAAAGACUUGAAAAUAACGCUUUUUUUUCUCAGUUUAGAUAACUCAAUAAUCCCCAACAGAAAACUGUUUUAACUUCUGAGAAAAAUUGAACUGUUUUGACUUGUUUCUGAAAAGAAAUUACAGCUUAAAUGAUCAUACAUGUGUUAUUAACCAUAAAAAAACAUGUAUAACGCAUUUUUUCAACUUAUUAUAAUUUUCCAAAUUUCUCAAAAUGCUGAAAAGUAUGUUUUUUUACCAAUUCAUGCCAGGGGUCUUUUCCCGAAAUAGUUCGGAAAAAUCCUGUAAUGGUGGGCAAUUUAUACAAAGAAAUACUGGUAAAAUUGUUUUUGUUUUCUUUGAGAAAGAGCAUUAUGAGUCAUGUUAGGUAGGUUGUUUAUAGAACAUAGUGUUUCCACAGUAAAUGACAAAACUGGUUCCCUGUAUCUGUGAUAGGUAUGAUUGAUGUGUUGAUUGGACAGGUAUCUAGACAUGGUACCAGGAAUUAUUAUUCUGUACAUCUCUGUCUUUGUUUCUGUAACAAUGAUUUCCAUGUUUUCUCCCCCAUGUUUUCUCUUAUGCAUGUUAAUUACUCAUCUAUUUGAUUUGUACAUGAUAAGCCUUUUUCUGGCUGGUGAUGAAAUUCCACAAUGAGAAAUAAGAAUGUAAACAAGUGUUGUUCUCCCUUGUCAUUGAUUUAUAUACUUUUUUUUCCCAUAAUUAUAUAUAGAAAUUUCUAUUUCUACAAAUAGAAAAACAUCCCAUGUCAUUGAUUAAGAUAGAUUUUUUUUUAAAUAAUUAUAUAUAUAGAAACAUCAUUUUCUACAUAUGGAAAAAAAAAGAUAUAUGUUAAACAAAGCACAAUAAAAGAAAAACACAAAAAACUUUGUAUAUGCUCAAUGUAUUAUACUAUAGAAAACCAGGAAAUAAAAAAGACAAAAGCCAGUCAUGAACCAUUUUGGCAUGACAUCAUCAGACCGCAGUCAUUUACUAUGGAAUCCCUCAAUUUUUAACCAUUUUUGUUUUAGAUUUAUUUUCUGAUAAUGGAACUCUCCAGAUAUUAGAUUGUAAAAUAUUGAUGAUUGAGUGGCUGGGCACAAACAAACUCUUCCAUGUGCAACUCCCCCAUACAUUUAUAAUGGGAUUUCAACCAAACUUUAACCAAAUGAUUGUUAUCAAAUAAAGUUUCCUGGUGCAUAUUGUUGUUUGGUUUCUAUUUGAUCUUUUUUGAAAGAAUUAUGACCUGUUGUAUUUUUUUCCUCACAAAAUUAUUGUAACAUUAGCAGAAAAACAAGUUUUGUGUAAUUUCCUGUCAUUUUGAAUCUUUGUUUCAUAUUUUGUAUCCUCUUUGCUCUGAUUCCAGUAAUGAAAAAAAAAAGUCUUUGUGUUAAAAAAGAUGUGCCCAAAUGGACACACUAAAAACAUGUAAAAAUGAUUUUUCAUGAGAGCUGAUAAUUCAUAAUGAUAAUGUUAUAUUAUGAUAGAUAAUAUUCAGUUUUUUGCAUAUUUAUUGAUAAUUGUUUUCUUCAAGUAUUAUGUGUAUUUACGUUCAUAGAUAUAGAAAUGUGUGAUACUUCUUUGUAAUGCCUUUUUUCUCCAAGUAUAAAUAUUUUUAUCUAACGAAAUGUUGCAUUACAUGUUUGUUUUUGAUAAAGGCACUAAAGUAGAAAAUAUCUUAAGAAUUAGAACAAGAUAAUAAAGAAGGGCUCUUAUUUUGGAUAAUACAAUGUAUCUUAAGAAUGAGAUCAAAUUUUUAAAAAAUAAUUUGGUUUAAUAAUUAUGGUAAUGUUUUUGCAACAAUAUUGAAAUGUAAAAAAAAAAUGUUUUUCUUAGUGCUAUUGUUUGUGUUACUUUAUAUAAUUCCUUGAUUUGAUUGAUUUCAUUUUGAUUGGAAUUUGGUUGUAAUUAGAGGGAUGGGUGGGAUAGGGGUUAAUGUAUUUUAUCCCAUAUAUAUACCACAAUGGUGGCAACAUCUUCAUUUACUGAGCUGACGCCUUCAUAAUUGGACUUUGGACAUAUUGAAAUUUGACACUGAAUCCUGAAUGACUUUGAUUAUUGCAAAGUUUUGCCAUUACUUUCUUUUAUUUAUUAUCGUAAUUGGUGGAGGAAAUUCUUUUCUCAUAUUUAUAUUUUCAUUAAUAUAGGACAACAACUUUUAGAUUAUUUUAUUCAAGUUUCAACUUUGAAUGGCUAUACAAGCUGAAAAUCUCAUUUAAUGAAUCCAUACAGCUGUAUUAUACUACGUAUAAACACUUAUUUUUACUUUUUUUUCUUUGGGUUUCUCUUUCUUUCUUUACCUUUUGCUGUAUCAGCAAUCUCAUCCUUGUUCAUUAGAGAAAUAAACUGCCUCUGAAUUAAAUACCUGUGUUCACAAAGAAAAAAUCCGGAUCUGGAUUUAUGUUCAUUGCGUUUUGUCGCUUAUUAAUGAUCAUAUUUGGUUAUAAUAAUAAGGUAUUUUUACAAAAUGUAAAACUUGCUGAUUUUGCAAAGAAAAAAACAUAGUUUGGGACAAAAAUUAUUUAGGAGUAAAAAAUUGCAAUACUAAUAACAAUAAUAACUGGAUCAAAAUAAGGAUCAAAUUAAGGAUCAACGUAAAAAUUUUGAUUACCGGUACCUUAUAAUCAUGCAUAGCUUGUUUAGUUAUAAUAAAAUUUGUGUUUCACAUAUGCAUGCCAUUUCAAGCCCACGUUUAUGUUUAUAUUGAAUACUAAAUCUGUGCAAGUACGAAAUAUGUAUUUUGACCCUGAUCUUGAUCCUCAAAUCUUUGUGAACAUGGGGCCAAAUACUAUAAUUUAUAUUAAAUAUUUAAUUAUUUUUGAAGAAAUUCUUCUAUUCUAUAUUUGUAUCUUUGAUAUUUUGGGAUGGAUUUAUUGUCUGCAUUGUGUUCUCUUUAAUUUCUCAUUCAUUUUGACAUGAAUUUUAAACAUUGUUCUUUAACCUGAUGAUGUCUGACCUUUGACCUUAGAUGAUGUCUGACCUUUGACCUUAGAUGAUGUCUGACCUUUGACCUUUGCAGCUGUCAGUUCUAUUGUGAUGACAGUACAUGUAUGAAGUAAGCUUUUAAUCUGUGAAACCAAAACUUGCAAAUAGUCAUGUAAUUUUCGAAUGCAACUGAAAAUCUAAACAAAAAGCAAUUGCUUUUAGAACUAAAUUAUCCUUUGUUUUUAUGUAUUACACAUAUUUUAUUUUCUCCCAAGAGUAAUCAUGUAGAAAUUUAAAUGGGAGUAUUUACAUACUGAUAGAAAUAGCAUAGCUAUUACUUUUCAUGAAUAGAUUACUGUUGCAUUUGACAGAUAUAUACACGUGUGGGAUUUGAUGGUUAGAUUGUAAAUCAGAUAGGUCGGGUAUGACUCGCUACAUGUAAUCACUGACUAUUUCAUGUGCUGUCAAUCUUCAUUAAUGUCAAUUGUGAUAUACAAGUAAAGUUGCUUUCUGUUUCUGCCCACAACAAGCUGAUAUGAAUAAUCUCUGAGCUAUUGUUUUAAUAUCUCUACAAUAAAGAAUGAGGGGGUUUUGUUUCUUCUUGCUAUAAUUCUCUUAGAAUGUAAUAAAUGGAAAGGUGUGUUUAAAUAGGAUAAAAGAAGUAAUUAUGAAAAAAUGUAAUGAAAAACAAAAGAAUCUAGCAUUUACAAAGAAACAAAAAAAAACAAUUUGUAUUAAAUGUAAAAGAUUCUCUCAUUCUUAAUCAGCUAUUAUUUUGUUUUUUUUGCAGCUUUCAAUUUUUCAGACUCCUAGUUUUAGUCCAAUAUACAACGAAAGAAAUUAUUUGUUUCUUGCUCAAAUGACAUUAUUCCAUUAUCAAUUUUAUAAAAUGGUGGUUUAGUUAAUUUUGAUAAAAAAAAACAGCAUUCAUUAAAAAAGUUGUAAGAAAUGGUUAGGGUUAUGCUAUGGCGAUAUAUCUGUGAAUCUUUAAGUACUCUCUCUAUCUUGCUGAUGAUAAUAAUGUUAUGUUUUGUUUCAUAGACAGAUGCUUUAGGGAUCAGACCUUGCACCCCAAUGUGAUAAGCCCGUGUAAACACCCUUAUCAAAAGUCUUUUAACAUUAUAACACGAAUGGGAAAUCAGUCUGUUACAACGAAAAAACAGGUUUUCGAACAAUUUUCUCAUAAAUACAAAAAAAUACCUUUUACCAUCAAGUCUCAAUACUGUUUAAAUGUUCAAAGAUUUUUGAUAGAGUGUUAUCAGUGGUGCAUCACGUUGGAGGGCAGCGUCUGACUCCGAAGUGUCUACGUUUCUUUUGACAUUGGCAGAAAUAUAAUUUCCUUCAAUCCUAAGUUCACUUGGAGCAGCAAAUUCUAAAAAUAUGACCAGUGCCGACCAUAAUAAACCAGCACUUAUGUUCCGUUUGAAAAUGGUAUGCACUGUUUGCUAUAAUAAUUCAGUUAGUACAUGCUAUGAAAUUUUCCUUUAAAUUGAUGAACGGUUUUGUCCAGAUAGAUAUGAAAAUAGACAGACAUGUCCAUUUAAGAUAUUUAGAGUGGUUAAGAUUAAUUAAUACACUAACAAUCAAGAUCAUGUGAAGUCCAUUAUACUAAUUCAUUUGGGAAUAAGAUAAUGAAUGGAAUUGUUUUAGAUAACCCAUGUACAUUUUAAUCGUGAUUAAUCCUAGGGACAUGACCUUGAAUCCAUUUAACCAUAUUGAUUUUAUGAAUGUGUCAUAUGAUAUAUCAUAUAGGAAAAUAAUCUCAAAAAGGAACCUUUUUAUUGGUCAAAUUUUUUGACAUUUAUAAAAAAUCAGUCUAUCGAAAUCCUUGUUUCAAAAUUUAUGAUUCUGUACUAUAAUUUGUUACAGUUUCUUAGUUUUGAAGAUGAUUUAUUGAUAAGUAUAAAGGUCAUUGAACCUGUUUUCUUUUAAACAGAUUUCUUCAGAAAUGAUUACUUAGCUAUAGACCUGUUGGUUAAAGACUGAUUUUUUUUCUCCAUAGAAGUCGAUGAAUAUUGCCAUCAAAGCUCUGGGAGAAAAUAUAUGACAGCGGGAGACUAUUAUAAACUAUAAAUGAACCUCGUCUAUCCAUUUAUAUCCCUGCCAUUAUUUAGUUAUUUAAACAUUAAAUAACAGCUUUUGAUACAGGAGAAAAUGUGAUAUCGAUUAGAUCUAGAUGCUGUGUUGUUGACAGGUGUACGAUGAUUGACUACUGUAUUUUAUUGUUAUUUUGUGAUUCUCUAUGUUAACGUGGUCAAUAGCACUGCAAGUAAAAGUUAAAAUUAA
Ruditapes philippinarum (Manila clam) is the source of this 8827-nucleotide messenger RNA. Its product is annotated as inositol polyphosphate multikinase-like. Gene Ontology annotation, molecular function: inositol tetrakisphosphate kinase activity; inositol-1,4,5-trisphosphate 3-kinase activity. Lineage: Eukaryota; Metazoa; Mollusca; Bivalvia; Venerida; Veneridae. Gene Ontology annotation, cellular component: cytoplasm; nucleus. The transcript has 6 exons. Bases 619 to 1842 code for a protein of 407 amino acids. Gene Ontology annotation, biological process: inositol phosphate biosynthetic process. The record is from RefSeq and is a predicted model, not a curated record.